ACCACACACCAUGUUUGCGGCACCGCCCGCCUCGGUUUCCGGCAGCGUCAUGGCGGCCUACGCGGGUGGGUUUCAAAGCGCAGGCACCAUCGAGGAGAAAAGAGAUUUAAAGCGCAAAGCGCGUGAAGAAAUCCUCCAAAAGGCCAAACAUCAGUAUGAGGAAGACAAGCGGAAAGAGGAACAGAGGAAGGCUCGAGGUGAAGACACCUGGAUGCUCCCAGAUGUUGAGCAGCGGCUGCAGCAGAUCAGUGAGGACUAUUCUGUAAAAGGCAAGAAGAAGAAAAAGGAGAAAUCCAAGAAGAAGAAGAAGGAGAAGAAGAAGAAAGUGAAGAAAGAGAAGCCGAAAUCCCAGGGCGAUGGCUCAUCCGAUAGCUCAGAGGACUCUGAUGAUUGGGUGGAGGCUCCGCCCCCAACAGGAAGUGUGGAUAAAGCAUGGAAGGUCUCGGACCAGGCUCAGACCACGAGUAGCUCGACCAGUAGUGGCCAACAGAGAGACGAGUGGAUGACCUUUGACUUCCUGGCCCUGAAGACGACAUCGGUUGCCGAGCGACGAGCCGAGAAGGAGGCGGAGAAGGAGGCGGAGCGAGAAAAAGCGCAGAGCCUUGAACAGGCUGGCCUUCACAGACUGGAGCUGAAUCCUUAUUGGAAGAAUGGAGGGAGUGGGCUGCCCCCGGAGGAAGGUGCCAGUACUGCAGUUACUAAAGCGGGCGUGGUGGAUGAUGGAGGACGGAGCUGGCUCAUGAAGUCAUAUCAGAGGAUGAAGGAGCAGGCAGAGAGAGAGCAGCGCAGCCUGGAUGACGUGGUGGCUGAGAGAUACGGGUCCAUGGAGCAGUUUCAGAAGAGACUGAAGGAAGCAGAAGAGGCCACCUUCUCACAGAGGAGAGAUGAGAGAGACAUGGGGAGGAAAGGAGAGGGAGACGGAAGGAGACAGGGGUGGAGGAGAGAGACAAACAGGGACAGGGACAGAGAGAGAGACAGGGACAGAGAGAGAGACAGGGACAGAGAGAGGCAUAGGGAAAGACAGAGAGACAUGGGUAGAGACCAGUGGACAGAAAGAGACAGAGAGCGGGACAGGGACAGAGAGCGGGACAGGGACAGAGAGCGGGACAGGGACAGAGAGCGGGACAGGGACAGAGAGCGGGACAGAGAUAGAGAGCGGGACAGGGACAAGGAGAAGGAUAUAGAAAGACAGAAGGACAUGACAAGGGACAGAGGGACAGAGAGAGAAAGAGGACGUUUCCUCAAACCCUCCGACUCUGAUGACUUCCUGCCUCUGGGGGCAGGCUUUAGGAGGCCUGGAUUGACAGCCUCCUCAUCCAAUCAGAGUGCAGGGAAGUUCCUGAAACCUGGAGAUGAUGAUGAUGAUGAUGACGAUGAUGUUCCAGCAUGGAGGAAGAGUGAAGAGAAGAAGGAUGGAGUGAAAGAGAAGGAGGAGUCGGGGACACAGAAGAGGGAGGAAGAGAGUAGGACUGCUCCAGUGCAGAAGAGCAGCUCAGAGAGUGAGGAAGAGGAAGAAGAAGAGGAAGUGCGGCUCCUGACAGAUGAGGAGAUGAAUAAACUCGGGGCCAAACUUCUCAAGGCCGAGCUCAUGGGGAAUACGGCUCUAAUGGACUCUCUGAAGGCUCAGCUAGAAGCUGCGCGGAAGGCGAGAGAGAAUCAUGCUCACAAACCCAAACAGGUGUCUGUGCAGGAGGAGGCGGAACAGGAAGUGGUCUUGUUCAGAACGGACCAAUCAGGACGAGCGUGGCCAGUGAGUGGCCCCUCCCAGCACGUGGAGCCGAAAGCAGGGAGGAGGAAGAAGAAAGCGAUCGAGACCCAUGUUGCUGGCGAGCGUGUGCGUUACUUUGCAGAUGAUGACAGUUUGGAUCUGAAGGAGAUGGUGCGCCGGGAGAAGAUGACCUCAGCUCAGGAUCAGAAUGCCCUCUACUCACGCAUGGCUGCUAAGAUGAUGGGCAAGCAGGAUGGCGAUAACUACACACUGGACGACAUGUUCGUAUCGAGCGCAGCUCAGAGAGAAAGGGAGGGGCUUGAUGAAGAGAGAGCGAGGAACCGAGCGAUGAGGGAGGGGCGGAGCCUCGCCACACGAAUGGAUAAAUGCCCGUUCUGCUUCAGCAACACCGAGCUGCCCAAACACCUGGUGGUGGCUAUUGGGGCAAAGGUGUAUCUUUGUCUUCCUAACAGCGUCUCUCUGACUGAGGGACACUGUCUCAUUGCUCCACUGCAGCACCACUGCUGCGCAACUGGCCUUGACGAGGACGUGUGGAAUGAACUACAGGUGUUCCGCAAGUCGUUGGUUCAGAUGUUCAAUUCGCUUGGUCUCGACUGCGUGUUUUUAGAAACUCACAUGAACCCCAAGAAGCGCAUGCAUAUGCUGUAUGAGUGUGUUCCACUUCCACGGGAGCUUGGCGAUAUGGCACCCGUCUACUUCAAGAAAGCCAUCAUGGAGUGUGAUGAGGAGUGGGCGAUGAAUAAGAAGGUGGUGGAGCUGUCAUCCAAGAACAUCAGACAGGCUGUUCCGCGUGGUUUGCCGUACUUCUCUGUCGAUUUUGGGUUGCAGGGAGGAUUCGCUCACGUCAUUGAAAAUCAAGACAAGUUUCCAUAUUACUUUGGGAAAGAAGUCCUCGGUGGUAUGUUGGACCUAGAGCCGAGGCGAUGGAGGAAGCCGAUCCGCGAGAACUUUGAUGAUCAACGUAAGAAGGUCCUGCAGUUCUCCCAGUGGUGGAAACCCUUCGACUGCACCAAGAGCCAAUAAGAGAUCUGCUUUCAUCUUGGGGGUGGGGUCAGACUCAGAGUUGGAGUCUGUCCUGUCUAUAAUCUAUAUAAUAACACAAACGCUGUAUCAUAGAGCUGGAACAUUAAAGUUUUGUUGAUUUUUAAGAAA
Molecule: messenger RNA, 2881 nt
Organism: Pangasianodon hypophthalmus (striped catfish)
Lineage: Eukaryota; Metazoa; Chordata; Actinopteri; Siluriformes; Pangasiidae
Gene: cwf19l2
Product: CWF19 like cell cycle control factor 2
Exons: 18
Coding region: 11-2752 (913 amino acids)
Biological process (GO): mRNA splicing, via spliceosome
Cellular component (GO): post-mRNA release spliceosomal complex
Source: RefSeq, a predicted model, not a curated record